AUGCCUCAUUGGCCAAGCUACUCAGGCCAAUGGGAUUCACAAAGUCACGGAGAAGGUGACCCAUCAAGCUACCUACCGCCGCAUCAGCCGGCCCUGCAGACUAUGGAAUCAACGAGCCACAGCUUCGGUCAGCCCUUGGGCAAUGAUUCCGGAAUGCCCCACGCGCCGAGUGCCCAUAACUAUCAUGAUUAUACCUACUCGCAGGAGCCCACACGUGGGAGCCAGGUCCAGCCCGGUAUCAUAGCGCCCGAUGGUUCUCACUUGCAAGAUCCCGCGGGCAGCUACGUGAGCCUACAAUCUCAGUUACAGCUUUCUACAGGUAGCACGUUCAAUCAGCAGCCUCUCGCGGCCAACCAGUCCGAGUAUCAUGUUUCUUCCAACGUUGUCGAUAACGUUCACCAUGGACCAGCUCCUACUGGCACACUCCUUUAUCCGACUUCUUGCGACUCGAGCACGAGUCAAGUGGCUUUUUCCCACUACGGCUAUCACAAUCCUUCUGCAACUGGUGGCCAGCAUCAGCCUGAAGUUUCUGAUCUCCGGCCAGCGGAUGAUACAUCUGCCUGCGCUGACCAUCAGCCCCCUUACUCGCAGAACCCCGUAGGUGGCGGCUACAACAGUCUAGUCCAGUCGGAGCCGCUGUCCUCUACAGCUAACACCUUUCAGCAAGCUUGCAGCCAGUAUCUGCAGGACGGCUUGUCCAACUUGAACGCAACCCAGUGCGCCCUGCAGAGACCAGCUUUUCCCCAAACCUCCUCUCAUCCGAUCUCUUAUGAACCGAGCACGAGUCAAGCGACUUCUCCCUACGGCUAUCAUCAUUUACCUCCUGCAGGCAGUAGCCAGCAUCACCCUGAAGCUUUUGAUACCGGGCCAUCGCUCAAUGCCUACUCUAACUCUCACCCUCCUUACUCGCAGAAUCUUGUGGGUGGUAGCUACAACACACUAGUCCAAUUGGAACCGGCGUCUUCUACAUCUAGCGUAUUUCAGCAAGCUUACAGCCAGUAUCCCCAGAGCGCCCCGCAGGGACCAGUGUUUCCCCCAACCUCCCUUUAUCCGAACCCUUCCAAUCCGAGCACAAGUCAAGUGGCUUCUGCCUAUGACUAUCGUGAUUUGCACCCUGCAGCUGGUAACUCUAACCAUCAGCCUUCUUACUUGCCGCAAGAUCCCGCAGGUGGCAGCUACAACCAUCUAGCACAGUCUGAGCCACUGCCUUCCACCCUUAGCACAUCUCAGCAAUCCGUGGGCGAGGUUCUUCAUGACGGCUCCUCCAACAUAGCCCAAAACGCUUCCAAUGUGUCAACUCUUUUCCCGACUGCCCUUGAUCCGAGUACGAGUCAAGCUCAAUCAAGUUGGUCGGCUUUGAGCGCCCCCAGCUCAACCAACCAAGAGCAACCCGGAUCUCAAGGUUAUAGUGCAAGGAUGGACAGGAGCAGACAGGCCCACCGGAAGCUCGAACGCAUCAAACGGGUAAUUUCUACCACCUCUCAGCCGUACCUUUCCUCAGCACAAAGGCGGGCUAUUCAAACGACCACACCUUUGCCAAUCGAAUCCUUAUUAGUUGAUAAGGUGAAGGCGGAGGCUUCAAGACUCAUGCACGUGUCUCUACUUCGGGAAACCCUGUAUCCGACCAAAGACAGAAUCGAUGAGUUAGCCGAUGCGGCGCUCGACGAUGCGAUUACUAGCCAUAGGAAUGACGACAACGCCACGGCCCUCUCGCAAUGGAAGUUGAGAACGGAAGGCCAAGGCACUCUUAUCCGGCUCAAAGGGAUCAUCAAACAGGUUCAUAAGGACUCCCAGGGCAAGAGUUGUGCUCGGGGGUUGGUGGCUGGAGCUUAUGAUCUACCCGUUAAGAUUUUGUUUAAGAACACGAACGAUAUUGCACAAUCGCGCAAAACGGAAGCGUCAGUAUUGCUGUUGGAUUAUGAUUUUCUUGAUACCAUCGUUCAGCGAGAACAUGGUGGGCAACUCCAGUCAUUUCGUGUCCCAUUCGGGAACCGUACUGUCACCAUCAUGACAGAGUACAUACUGAUCGAUCAGGGGUAUCGUCAAUAUAUACCCCUCAAGACACUCGAUGACUGGAAACCUGGGCUUCGAAAUAUCUUCGCCCUUUUUGCAGCAGCCUGUGAAUUGGAAAUACGGCAAUGCGUGGAGACCGGCUGGUUCAAACCUGUAGAUCUGUACGCUCAGGGAAGCAUGAUCUAUCAGAGAAUGACGGACCGGAUGGACUCAUUGGAAGGAACUGACCUAGAAGAAUUUCGCGGACUGUUAAACUUCAUGCAUCGUUUACUGUUAACAGCCCCAGCUGUUUGGAAAGAUCGCAUGAGAGAGCGCAAGCAUCUUGAAGAUUAUGCUCUCGCAUUCUCCAUGCACUUCGAUUCAUAUACUGUCUCUUCUGCUCUGCGAACUUGGUAUUGGCAGGUCUAUACAAUUUACCAAACCCGCCGUGCCUUCGCUGUUCAAUGCAACCUUGCUCGUGUGCAGUAUGAUGCGCUACUCAAGUGGCGCAUCCAGCUGAGGGCGAAGAUGAAGCUGCUGAGACAAGCUCGAUUCGUGGAGAACCUCAUUCUUCAGCGAAGGAUUUUGAAAGCUUGGAAGGUCAAGUUUGAGGAACGCCAAAGGCAGAAGAAACUUGAACACCUCGAGAUUCGUCGACUUCGCACUUUCAUGACAGCAUGGCACCAGAAACAUCAAAGAAUACGAUUCCGCCGGCUGGCAGCGCAGCAAAUAGAUGACCUCCGAAUAAAGCGGGAUGCUUUAAGACUCUGGACCAACCGUGUCAUUGAAAUCAAGUUGCAGGAACUGGAAGUCAGCCAGAAGAACACUCACACACUAACAGUCUUCGCCUUCAAGAAGUGGAAGAACAUAUGUUUGCGCCACGUUGAAGACCUGAGCCUCAUGGAGAGUCAUCUUGAUAUCAAACGGGCUGAGAGCGUUCGCCGAAUGUUUCAUCGCUGGCUGAUGGCGGCCCGUGCUCGACGUCACAAACGCGUUACUUUGCGUGAAAAGGAACUCGAAUUUGACCGGGCAAAUGUGCAGGUUGCUUGGAAUAGGUGGAGAGAACGGUACAUGGAUGAAAAACUUCGACCCCUUGUGAGUUCUGUGGCAUCCUCAACAAAUCAUACCUCCGUAACUCCGAAAACAAUAGCUACGCCAGAUAGCCAUUCAGAAUCAAAAGAAUCUUAUCUUCCGUAUGUUUGGUAUUUGGCAUUCGAAGACUCGGGCAUGUUUUCUUUCUUUCUAACAAUAACACAUAUGUCAACACCCGUUCAGUCUCUCCCAUCCAUCCGCUUCCAAGCCUCACGAACCAAGAUGAGGUAUUGGGCUAUCUGGAGAGCUUCUAUGCCGCAGGCACUUCUGGCUAAAAGAGCGCGAGAGACUCAUAACGAUGCCGUCCUGAAUCGAGUAUUCGAAAAGUGGCACCAAGCCUACAAAACGAAAACUCACUUGAAGGAAAUAGCCCGUGCUCGCUAUCUUCGUUUGCCGUCCGUUAGUCCCGGGCGAGCCAACCCGACGCCCAAGCCCCCGGCACACACGAGUCGCAGCCCAUUUCCUCGUCAAAAUACCCGUAUAGAGAGCGAAACAGAAGGCUCGGAAGUGGGUCCGAGCCGCCCUACUCGGUCUUCUGUUUUGAGUGCUAAGCCCUCAAGUCGGGGACUCCGUGAUCCCAGUCCGACGAGAUCGAACAAAACUUCCAUACCACCAUCCCAGGCACCAUCCUCACCUGUACGACCCAGGUUCACGGUGAGACGGGCCAUCAACCCUGCAAUGUCCAGAAGCUUUCGUGUUAGGGAAGUUAGUCCCACUAGGUCAAAUUACACUUCCACACCUAGGGAAGAGCCCGAGCGCAGUCGACUCUGGCAUGAGUUCAAACACACUGGCAUCAGUGCAUUCGAUGGAUAUCUGCGUAAAGAUGAUUGCUUCCAAGACGCCGCAAGGCAUGCACAAAGUCAUUGCGAGGUAUCCCACAUGAGCGAGGAUGAACGCAUACAAGGCUCACCCUUUGUGAACUUGCUACAGCUCGCCACCAUACGCCACCUCUCGAAUGUUCUCCAUUUAGCAACAAUGUCGGAUCACACAUUCCACACCAUGCACUACUCUGGGUACCUGCGAGAAAUCCGUGAGGCUGGGUCAUUUCUUGGCUGUUCUGCUAAUAGUUGGGAUCAGCCCAACUGUGCUUCGCGUUUCGUCGAUGGAUGGAAAUUGGAUGUCUAUAGAACCAUAACGAUGGAGAAACUUGCUCUGAUUCGAUUUUUUCUCGAACAGCAAAGGGGAUUCACAGCUGCACACCAGAAUUGGGAGCGAUCAUCUACAGACCUGCGCAAUCUUAUCAGCGUGUUGAAGUCGACUAGCGAUAAUAUACGCGACGUCGCAGAUAAAAUCUUACCGGCGAGGACUGGGCUUGUAAGGGCCCAUCUAAGACCAGUUGCCCCUUGCAAACCCAUAACAAAGCUUGGAUCUGUUGAAACUCGCGUGUUACCUGGUGCCCCAGGACCCGUGGCCUCGCAGCACUCCAACUCGGACUCAGAAAAUGAACGAAACGAUGUUCUAAUGGACUUGGAGGGCCCCGCUUUCAGAAAUACAUUCGAACUUGAACAUAAUAUCUUGGAGGAACCCGCGCUUCCCAGGAGACGGAUUCCGAGGCCUUUUCAAGUCGAUGAUAUUGAGCAUUUGGCCGAAGAUUUCAAUGACGUCAUCCUUGAUGAAGUCGGUGUCCCGUCACCUCCAAUCCGAUCCAGAAUUCAACGUAUCGUUUUAACACUAAGAGACACACUCCAAACUGCCUUCAACUCGUUUGGAAUCUGCCGCAUAUACCCUCGCCGUCCUUCCUUCGAGCCCAAUAAUUCUAUUGUGUCCUCAUUACUCGCUAAGUCGUGUCCGACAAUCGUUCAAGGACCUGAUUCCCAGGUCUUUCCGCCACCUUACCCGUUUUCAAAUAUGUCUGUCUAUCGUCUUAUGACCUGGAUGAGUUCAGGUAGCCACCGGAAAUCGGAGACUGAGGUCCAACGCCUCAUCAAAGAUGUUGUACAGGCAGACGACUUCGACGUCAAACAUUUUGAGGAGUUCUCGGUGAGGAGAAACUUACGAAAAUUGGAUAGGCAUGAGGGGGAAAAUUUUACUGUCCCAGAUGACUGGAUUGAGGCUGACGUCACUAUCGACAUCCCUAUGAAGUCAAGAGAGGAAGGACCUCAAAAAUAUACUGUUCCCGGGUUUCAUUAUCGUUCUCUCGUUGAAGUAAUCCGCGCUGCUUUUUCAGAUAUCCAGGCAGGCGCAUUCCACCUCAUGCCUUUCAAACGGCUUUGGAAGGAUCCAUUGGACGACCGUCAAGAACGAGUAUAUGAUGAACUCUAUGCCUCUGAUGCUUGGCUGCAAGCUCAGGACGAUUUGCAGAAACUGCCGAAGGAGCCUGGUUGUUCGUUAGAGCGCGUCAUAGCAGGUCUCAUGUUCUUUUCGGAUGCGACUCAUCUUGCGAACUUCAGAACUGCGAAGGCUUGGCCUCUGUAUCUGUAUUUCGGAAAUCUGACGAAGUACGUACGAUCAUCGCCCCGAUCUGGAGCAUGCCACCUAGUGGGAUUCUUACCUUUCAUGAGUCGUCUUGAUUGCCAGCUUCCAGACGGUGUCAAAGAUACGUUGAGCAAAUUGUCUCGUAUAUCAAAGACUGGCAUGGCCGCGCUUCAUACCCAUUGUCGCCGGGAAUUGUUUCAUGCGUGCUGGGAUAUCUUGCUCGAUGAAGAAUUCCUUCACGCAUAUCGCCACGGUAUCGUUCUGAAAUGUUCUGAUGGAAAUCAAUUUGUCAACAAGCUUGGAUCGUUCGGCUUAGACCCAUUCCGCAUGCUUGUCAUUGACUUCAUGCAUGAAUGCGAAUUGGGUACCUGGAAGGCUCUCUUCACACAUCUUAUCCGGCUACUUUAUGCGCUUCCGGGAGGUAAUCAGUUGGUUGCAACUCUCGAUAGCAGAUUUCGCCAGGUCCCCACAUUUGGGAAUGGUGUAAUCCGAAAAUUCGCGAACAAUACCUCCGAGAUGAAACGGUUAGCUGCGCGUGAUUUUGAAGACAUCUUACAGUGUUCUAUUGCGGUCUUUGAAGGGCUAUUCCCCGCCGAGCACGAUGCAGUCGUGCAGUCUCUGUUGUACCGAUUUGCACAAUGGCAUGCACUUGCCAAGCUCAGGAUUCAGUCAGAGUCCACCUUGACUUUUCUCGACGAAACAUUCAAGAGACUUUCCCAGAAAUUGCGCAGUUUUCAGCGCGACACGUGUGCCGCCUUCAAUACUAUAGAGUUACCGAGAGAGAAAGCGGCUCGGCAACGCAGGAUUGCUCAGCACUCCGAACUCAACACCACCUCUGCAGAAUCAAGCCAACCCAGGGUAAAGAAAUUCAAUCUCGGCACCUACAAGUUCCACGCGAUGGGCGAUUAUGUGAGAACUAUUAGAUUCUUCGGCACCACUGAUUCGUUCACAACUCAGAUGGGGGAGCUUGCACAUAGAGCUAUCAAGGCCUUCUAUCCGCUGACCAGCAAAUUAGAUACCCCAACACAGCUAGCUAAGCACGAGCGCAGGCGCCGUGUCCUUCAACGUGUGGCAGAAGCAGGAGGCAUAUUCUCUGCUGAUAGUCAAUCGUCCAUUGAUGCCUCCUCCUCGAUAUCCUCUGAUCAGCAUCACCAUAUCGCCAACAAUCGGAGCAACCCGGUCGAUAUAUUUGCAUUCCUUCGAGAACACCAUGAUGAUCCGGCCGUCAAGGUAGAAAACUUUGUACCCAAACUCAAGGAUCACAUCCUUUUCCGGCUGCGGAAACUAGAUAUUAGCUAUUGUGAUCACACGUUCACAAAUGAAGAACGCAACACGGUCAUCAUUCCAAACCACACAAUCUACUCACUCCAGACGAUGCAGGUACAUUAUACCACGUAUGACCUCAGGCACGAAUACGAUACUGUCAACCCUAGAACGCAUGCUGAUGUCAUGGUGCUGUCGGGGGAGACAACGCCCAGUCACCCAUACUGGUAUGCCCGCGUACUGGGUAUAUACCACGUAGAAACAUGGCUCACCGAUGUAAGUCAACCUGUCAAGCAACACCUCAACGUUCUCUGGGUCAGGUGGUUAGCACCACCACAGAACCAUGAAUCCGGCUUGAACCGAGCUCGUCUUCCCAAAGUUGCAUUUGUGGAGGAAUCGGACUCGGACGCAUUCGGAUUUCUCGAUCCGUCACAGGUGAUUCGAGGAGCUCACCUGAUUCCCGCCUUUGCAUCGGAACGUGGAACAAGCGCGCUUCGCUACAGGAAAUCAUUAGCGCGUCCUGAGGGAGAGCUGGAUGAUUGGGAGGAACAUUACGUGGGGAUAUUUGUUGAUCGCGAUAUGUUUAUGCGAUAUACCCACUUUGGUAUUGGGCAUCCAGUAAUGAUUCGCAGGAUAACUAGAGAUUGCCUUAGCUCAGAGCCACCAGCUGGCACCAUGGAUAUAGACGAUGAGGGGAUUAGUGAUGGUGAAGGUCUCGAAGAAUUUGAUGAUGAACAGGAGGAGAGUGAUCAUGCGUUUAGCGACGAGGAGUUGGGGGAUGGAAAUGAAGGAAGUGAUGAUGAUGAGUUUGACGACCUUUCUUUCUGA
Messenger RNA from Suillus fuscotomentosus, 7590 nucleotides. RefSeq lists its product as uncharacterized. Lineage: Eukaryota; Fungi; Basidiomycota; Agaricomycetes; Boletales; Suillaceae. The record is from RefSeq and is a predicted model, not a curated record. The transcript is spliced from 26 exons. The coding region runs from base 1 to 7590 and encodes 2529 amino acids.